Molecule: messenger RNA, 257 nt
Organism: Racocetra persica
Lineage: Eukaryota; Fungi; Glomeromycota; Glomeromycetes; Diversisporales; Gigasporaceae
Source: the annotation of a GenBank genome assembly
AUGGCAAAUACUCAAAACUAUUUAACUGAAGUAAAUUUAAAGUUAAAUGAGGACAGCUUUCAAGCACAAAAUCAAAUAAACAAUAGUCAUCCAAUUAACAUGGGCCAUUUUUCAAUGCCAUCGGAUCCUCCACCACCGUUUCCCGGAUCUAGUCCACCACAAUUUAUGUCCUCACAACAACCGUUUCCCGGAUCUGGUCCACCACAAUUUAUGUCCUCACAACAACCGUUUCCCGGAUCUGGUCCACCACAAUUUAU